This is a messenger RNA of Lodderomyces beijingensis, 1044 nucleotides long. NCBI's taxonomy places the organism in Eukaryota, Fungi, Ascomycota, Pichiomycetes, Serinales, Debaryomycetaceae. The record is from the annotation of a GenBank genome assembly.
AUGAUGUCCACCGGCUCCCAUCGAGGAGAUUCCAGUAAUAGCAAUCCCUUGAAUAAGUCCAAUAUACCUCCUCACAUGCUCAACAAUACGCCACGCUCGUUAUCGGACUCCACCAUCUUGUCACAUCAACACGCCAAAAAGAGAAAAAGAUUUGAAAAUGAAGAGGACAGGGGCGAUGGCAGUGGCAAAUUCAACUACACAGCGCAAGAUCCCAGACAUAGAAACAAGCAUUCGUUAGCACCCAACUCAACACGAAGCAGCACCAGCAACAGCAGCAACAGCAAUAAGCGAAUCAAGACUCCCAAGAUUAUAGGCCACCCGUUGCCCACUUCGCGUAUAAUUGAGUCUCUCGACAAGACAAAUUUGCAGAAACUACUUCUUUCACUAGUUGACAUACACCCUGAACUAAACAAAACUAUAGGCAAAAUUACCCCGAUGCCGCUGACCGAUGGCUUAUUGAACAUUUUGAACCAAAAAUUCACCCAGAUUAUAGAUAGUUUGCCUUACAAAUGUGAUUCUACCAGCGAUUAUUCGUAUUUACGGGUCAAGCCAUUUUUGCACGAGUUUUUAUCGUGUUUGGAAGACUAUGUGCUUCACAUUCUUCCACAUACAAACCCGCACAAGUACCAUCGGUUGAGCCAUGCUUUGAAUUUCCUACAUGAAGCAACUAGUUUUAUUCACAAGCUACCAAAUUUCACAAACUCCGAGUACCAGUACAUUAGAAACACCACCCAUGAGCAGCUUGCAAAUUGCUGGCUCAUUAUUUUGAACCAAGAAAAAGCAGUAGAGGAAGGCGAAGACUUUUACAAAGUUGUUGAAGAAUUGCAGUUGGUUGCGAAAUUGAAAAUGCAUGCCUUGGAAGAAGCUGGCGGUGAAAAAUUCAAAAAAGUGCUUGAAUGUGUGGAGCUUAAAUUGUUCCAAGCUGAAGAAUUGUUCAAAGAACAGGCUAAUGGAGAUAUGAGUGGGAACUAUGGUAAUCGCAGGUUGAACGAAUUGAUCACCGUUGAUUAUUCACAGUAUUCGUUAGCUAAUCCAUCGCGGUAA